Messenger RNA from Anopheles maculipalpis, 600 nucleotides. RefSeq lists its product as uncharacterized. The coding region runs from base 1 to 600 and encodes 199 amino acids. NCBI's taxonomy places the organism in Eukaryota, Metazoa, Arthropoda, Insecta, Diptera, Culicidae. The transcript has 4 exons. The record is from RefSeq and is a predicted model, not a curated record.
AUGGUAGUGGCACAUCAACGGACAGCCUCCCAUUUUUGGCAGGAGUUACUGUUGAAGCUACUGUUGCUAUCACCGUACCUUGGCGACGCAUUUCCUUUCAACACCGAGGCACCGCAGUCAUUCGCGAACUGCAAUCAACCACCACUGGAUGUGCACCCGAAAGACUGCUGCCAUUUACCAUCGCUAAUCGAUGAGGAUCUACUGCGAAAUUGCAAGAAUCUGUACGGUGGAGAACCGCUCCAGCGGACGCUUAUAUACGAACGUGGCAAGUGUUUCGUAGAGUGUGCACUGAACGCUACGGGGACACUGGUGAACGGUGUGUUGGAUCAGGCGAAAAUAUUAAACGUCAUCGUCACAGCCACACAAAACGACCCACCGGUGAUGCAGCUGUUCCAAGGAAGCACACUGCAAUGCAUACAAAGCGUUACAAGCAUUGUUCCCGAGCAGCCUCCCGCUAGCGGAUGUAAUAAGCUUGGUGUAGACUUUGUUGGAUGUGUCAACAUUCGAAACUUUUUGAACUGCCCACAACACAUCUGGAGCGAUAAUGCGCAGUGCAACAGCUUAAAACAAUUCAUCCUACAAUGUCCGCAACCGUUCUAG